This is a messenger RNA of Haliaeetus leucocephalus (bald eagle), 1557 nucleotides long. RefSeq names its product transmembrane protein 81 (gene TMEM81). The record is from RefSeq and is a predicted model, not a curated record. The transcript has 2 exons. Lineage: Eukaryota; Metazoa; Chordata; Aves; Accipitriformes; Accipitridae. The coding region runs from base 242 to 1033 and encodes 263 amino acids.
GCCGUAUGACUGUGUAUCCUGCAAACUUCCCUUUCUUUGCUGUUAAUUUUCAUUUUGCAGUGUUGUACUUCAAGCCUGUCUUGGAGGAUUUUUCCUACUGGAAGGAUUAGGUCCUGAAGAUGAUACUGGUGGGAUUUCAGAAAUACUAAGUCUGAAGAUUUACAAAGAAUGAUUUUGUGUUUUUUUGACUACUGGAUUUGCGUGGCUUUAGAAAGUAGCAUGUCUGAUUGAUAACCCCAGUAUGAAGACCUUGGGGAACAGCCACAUCCUUGGGAUAUUACCUUGUGCUUUCUAUCUGCCAUUGGUAGUUUCCUUUGAAAAAGUUACCAUCCCAGCAGAGCUGAAGUCAGUUGUAGCGAAAGUUGCAGUCAACACCACAUCCUGCAGUGUCACCUGUGGGCUGGGCUUCAAACUGGAGGAGAUGUGCGAGAUCACUCCCGCCGGAGAGAGGAGGAAUUGUACCUUGCACAGGUCCGACUGCCUGACCAGCUGGGUUUGUGGCUUACUCCACUUCACCAUCCCCGUGGGCAAACCCUUCCAGCUCAGCUGCAUGACCUCGGACGUAGUCGGCUUUAGUAGCCAAGCCUAUAGCUAUAGGUGGAGGCUUGCCCAAGGCCUUAUCACGACAAAUAAUGUACUGUUCAAACCUUUCAAAAACCCCAAUUCUGUCAUCAUCAGAUUUUCCCCUGCUAGGGAGUCUGAUGCAGGGACUUACCGAUGCGAUGUGCAGUUGUUGAAGACAUUCAGAGUCAUCAAGAGGGUCUACUUUGGGGUCAGAGUGAUUCGAAGUGACUUAGUGGAUCUGAACUUUCAAAAAUCCUUGACUUGGGAACAGAAGUUAGCAGCAAAUGAGGUGGAAGGAAACACAGAAAACAGCACUCAUGAAGAAGUGCAAGAACAGCAGCACUUUUGGCAAGGAGAAUUGUUUUAUGAAUGCUUGGUAGGAGUUGGAAGUGGAGUGAUAGGGGGUAUCUUGGUGAGCAUGGCACUCUGCUUCUUGCAGAAGAUUUUGAGAAGGAGAGCUGUGGAGUAAUGAACCGAGAUUUAAUACAAUUUCUUGUCUCUGUCUCUUUAUUAGUAUUGAUGCAGUAUUUCACAGCAAAGUUUGUUAUUUUUUUUUCUGGCUGACACAGUUUAUUACCAAAUACUUUCUUAAGCUUUGGAGUCUGAUAAGUUAGUACAGGACUGUAGAGACAGAGCUUGAGUCUUAAUGGAAUAGUGCAGACAGUAGCUCCAGAUGAGGCAAGGGAGUUUGGCUCCACAUUGUGUGAAAGGAUGGUCUAGAAUGGUCCAGACAGGAGGACACUGAGCCACAGAAAACUGCCCACUGCUCACUGCUAAUUACCUUGCUCUGCUCCUCUAAUAGGCCAUAUUUCACCUCUAGGUGUUUGGGGGUUUUUUAUUUAGCUAAUAACUUGCGAUCCUUAUUCCUGUCUUAAUUCCUCGAAUUUCUUCUGCCUUGCUGAGAACUCUGUGGUGAUGUGAGCUGACACAGAUCGCUGUUUGGUAGAUGGUGUUUCUCCAGCACAAGGUGUAUAGAAGUAAGGAUGCUUUCGA